CUUCUCUUUUCACCCACACAUCAUGUCUCAAGCGGCAAAGGAGAACGCCGGCAGCGCCCAGGUGCUCGAGCAGCUGCUCACAAAGCUCUCUGUCUCCAAGACCGCCGACGAGGCCAAAGGCGCCUCGCAGGAGAUUGCCACCUUCAUUAAUGGCGACAUCCAGGAGGCCGAUGCGCCUACCAAGGCCGUCGACAGCCUCAAAAAGAUGCUGAACAACAAGAAGGACGCUGGCGCCCGACAAAACGCCUGCGAAGCCAUUGCCACCAUCGCAAAGCACUCCGAUGUCUCCGUCACAGUCGAGCCAUACCUCGUGCAGCUUCUGCCAGCCGUGCUCGCCGCCGUGGGCGACAAGAUGGCCGCCGUCAAGGUCGCCGCACAAGACGCCGCCAUUUCCAUCACCAAGGCUGUCAACGCCAACGCCGUCAAGCUCCUCAUUCCACACUUUGUCAACUCGAUCCGCACUGCCCAGAAGUGGCCCGAAAAGAUGACCGACCUCGAGUGCAUCGAGGCUCUCACCGAGAGCGCUUCCGCACAGGCUGCCUACCGUGUCCCAGACCUGAUCCCCAUCGUCUCUGAGGCCAUGUGGGAUACCAAACCAGAAGUCAAGAAGAAGGCAUACAGCACAAUGGAGAAAGUGUGUGCGCUCAUUGUCAACAAGGAUAUCGAGCGCUUCAUUCCAGAGCUCAUCAAGUGUAUCUCCAAGCCAGAGAACGUCCCCGAGACGAUUCACUUGCUCGGUGCGACCACUUUCGUCACCGAUGUGCACGAGCCCACCCUCGCCAUCAUGGUGCCUCUGCUCGAGCGUGGUCUCAAGGAGCGUGAGACUGCCAUCAAGCGUAAAUCCGCUGUCAUUAUUGACAACAUGUGCAAGCUGGUCGAAGAUCCCAACAUUGUGGCUUCUUUCUUGCCAAAGCUGAUGCCACAACUCAACCACAACAACGAGAACUUGGCUGACCCCGAGGCCCGUGAGAAGACCAAGCAGGCUCUUGACACUUUGAUCCGUGUCGGUGCUGUUAAGGACGGCAAGAUCCCCGAAGUCGCUCACGACUCGGAUGUUGAGACUGUCCUCGCCAAGCUUAAGGACAUUCUCAGCUACAAGCACAAGGAUACCGUCGAGAAGUUCGCCACCAUCGUGGAAUACAUUGCUGCCAUCGGUGGCCAGCUUAUUGACGAGAAGGAGGUGGAGGCAGUCAGCUGGACAACACACUUGCUCCCAUAUGUUAGCGCAGUUGUUGGCGACGACGCCGCCAGCAUUGUCGACCAGCUUCGCAAGCGCUCUCUUCCCGGUGCUCUUGCCGAGGACGAAGUUGAGCCCGAUGAGGAGGAGGGUGUCGACCUUUGCAACUGCACCUUCAACUUGGCCUACGGCGCCAAGAUUCUUCUCAACCAGACGCAUCUGCGCUUGAAGAAGGGACAGCGAUAUGGUCUCCUUGGACCCAACGGUUCCGGCAAGACCACUCUCAUGCGUGCCAUCAACAACGAGCAGGUUGAGGGUUUCCCCAAGCAGAGCGAAGUCAAGACUGUCUACGUUGAGCACGAUUUGGACUCUGACGACACUGAGAUGACCACGAUCGAGUGGACGCUGAAGAAGCUCGCAGAGGCAAACAUCAAGAUCCCAGAGGACCAGGUCCGCAAGACUCUCGACGAUUUCGGAUUCGUGCCAGAGCAAGUCAACGGUGUCAUCACCGCUCUUUCUGGUGGAUGGAAGAUGAAGCUCGCCCUUGCGCGUGCUGUCUUCUCCGAGCCUGACAUUCUCCUGCUCGACGAGCCCACCAACCACUUGGACGUGAAGAACGUGAAGUGGCUCGAGGACUACCUGACAUCCUCGCCAUGCACAUCUAUUAUCAUCUCUCACGACAGCAAGUUCCUUGACAACGUGGUGCAGCACGUCAUCCACUACGAGCGCUUCAAGCUGAAGCGUUACCGCGGCAAGCUCUCCGAGUUCGUCAAGCGCGUGCCAUCGGCUAAGUCUUACUACGAGCUCGGUGCUUCCGAGAUGGAGUUCAAGUUCCCCGAGCCAGGUUUCCUCGAGGGUGUCAAGACCAAGGCCAAGGCCAUUGUUCGUGUCAGCAACAUGAGCUUCCAAUACGAGGGUACACCAAAGCCACAAAUUCAGGAUGUUACCUUCCAGUGCUCGCUCGGCUCCCGUAUUGCCGUCAUUGGUCCCAACGGUGCUGGAAAGUCCACUUUGGUCAACGUCCUCACGGGUGAACUUAUCCCAACCAAGGGUGAUGUCUACCAACACGAGAACAUCCGUAUCGCCUACAUCAAGCAGCACGCUUUCGCACACAUCGAUCACCACCUCGACAAGACGCCAUCGGAGUACAUUCAAUGGCGUUUCCAGACUGGUGAGGAUCGCGAGACCAUGGACCGUGCCAACAAGAUCGUCACCGAAGACGACGAGAAGGCCAUGGACCGCAUCUACCGGAUUGAGGGCUCGCAACGUCGCGUCAUUGGUGUUCACUCGCGAAGAAAGUUCAAGAACUCGUACGAGUACGAGUGUUCUUUCGCUCUUGGUGACAACAUCGGCAUGAAGAACGAGAAGUGGACACCGAUGAUGACAGCUGACAACGCAUGGAUUCCACGUAACGAGCUCAUCCAGUCUCACCAGAAGAUGGUGGCUGAUGUCGAUCAAAAGGAGGCGCUUGCCAGUGGUCAGUUCCGCCCUCUUGUCCGCAAGGAGAUUGAGGCCCACUGCACCAACUUUGGCCUUGACGCUGAGCUUGUCUCUCACUCGCGUAUGCGUGGUCUGUCUGGUGGUCAGCGUGUCAAGGUCGUCCUUGCCGCUUGCUCGUGGCAGCGUCCUCACUUGAUCGUCCUCGACGAGCCUACCAACUACCUCGACCGUGACUCUCUUGGUGCUCUCUCCAAGGCCAUCAAGUCGUUCGAGGGUGGUGUCAUCAUCAUUACUCACUCUGCUGAGUUCACCAAGGAUCUCACUGAGGAAGUCUGGGCUGUCAUGGACGGACGUAUGACUCCAUCUGGUCACAACUGGGUGCAAGGUCAGGGUGCCGGACCUCGUCUGACUCAGGGUGACGACGAGGAGGAGAAGUUCGAUGCUAUGGGCAACAAGAUUGAGAACACCAAGAAGGCGAAGAAGCUCACUGCUUCGGAACUGCGCAAGAAGAAGAAGGACCGUAUGGCUCGCCGCAAGAAGGGUGAGGAGGUAUUCAGCGACGAGGACGACUUCUAGAUGUCGUCAGCGACUUUGGUGUGUUUGGCCAGCGACACGAUGCAUGGAGGUACGGCGUUUUGGGAACCUGUGGAAGGUUAUGUGUGCUUUCAGUACGAUGCAAAAGCGACGAGAUUCCCUACGAGUUUAGAUGACUAGAGCGGUAGAUCUCUCCGAGAAUGAUGAGUUCAAAGCAUCUCG
Messenger RNA from Sphaerulina musiva SO2202, 3373 nucleotides. RefSeq names its product elongation factor 3. The transcript has a single exon. Gene Ontology annotation, molecular function: ATP binding; ATP hydrolysis activity; translation elongation factor activity. Lineage: Eukaryota; Fungi; Ascomycota; Dothideomycetes; Mycosphaerellales; Mycosphaerellaceae. The coding region runs from base 23 to 3193 and encodes 1056 amino acids. The record is from RefSeq and is a predicted model, not a curated record.